GAGGAGGGAAGUUUGGGGAGAGGGACACACAAUGAGGACAGCCACUGUACGAGAGUGAUUUGACCUGCAUUUCUCUCCAGCGAUCUGCCCAACACAACAGCUGCAGGACUUUACUGAGAUUUGCGGAAAGCAGGGAAUGGGAAGACGUCAGACUCUCCAGGCUGUCAGCUGAACUACCCCGCGAAAUUUGAAAGUGAGAGAUCUCCAGAUCUUACAGCUGCCGCACCCGCGAAGGAGCUGCUCUCCCCCAGCGAUCAAGCUGAGACAGCCCCGCGUUAAAUGGAGCUGCUGCUUUCUGGUCUCAUAAACGACAGGCGGAAGAGAGAGGGGAUGGAACCGACAAGAUGCACAAAAAGAAGCCACGUGAGCCGGAAUCUCUUUGGUCCUGUGGACCAUGAUCAUCUCCAGCAGGACUUCCAGCACAUGUUGUGCACUAGUAUGGAAAACGCCAAGCGGAGGUGGAACUUCGACUUUUUGCAAGAGAUGCCAGCCGAAGGCCUUCUGCAAUGGGAAGAGCUGCAAGGCCAUGAGGUCCCCACCUUUUACCACACUUGUGUGGUAAGGGAGGCUCGCAGACCCCUGCAGUCCAUGAACCGGGCCGUAGCCAGGGAGUCCAAAUCUCACCACAAUGGCAAAGUGAUUGAGAAACCUAGGCCUGCCAAAAAGGUGGCAGGGAAGAAGCGAAGGCAAACAACUUUGACUGAUUAUUACACAGCAAAGAAGCAGAUCAGAAUGGAUAUGCAAACUCCUGUUAAGAAAUCGGCCUUUUAGAACGGAGGAACUCCUUGCCAUUUUUUAGAAAAAGAAGCUUCCCAGCUUAUAUCACAAUUUGAAAUUGUGUAUUCAAAUAACAAAUACUUUGGAGCUUCACACAGGGGAAAUUUGGGAAUAUUUGAGAAACUGAAAAUGGGAACUUUUAGAACAUCAAGAAACUCUUUCAAUAGACUGCAAUUAGACCAAAUAUACUGCAUACCCUUUUUAAAGGGCAUGUGUACCCUUUUCCUGCAUACUCCUUUAAAAAAAGAAGAGGAAGCUGGUAAUCAAGUAUGAAACAGGCUAAUUGUAGCAACAAUACACCUCAGGAUGUUGCUUAUCAGAAAAUGGUUAGCAUAAGAGUAAAUGUUCAAAAUACUAUGUAUGUACAAAUCAUGAGCACCAUUAUAUGGUCUUGCGUACUAUGUGCUGUCAUUUUUUUACUUAUUUAAUAUAUUGGCUCAUGUCAGUGUGAUAAUAAUGAUUUACAGCUAACUGAAUUUAUUUUUUGGGAUUUUACAUUUUUGAACAAGCAUACCACAUCCUGAUAUAAAUCCUGAUAUAAACGUUUGCCUAGUUUUGCACCCAAAAAUUACUUACGUAGAUAGAUCUAGUUCCCUUACUUUGCAUCAGGACACAGAAUAUUAUUGUAGCUGCACUGUUGACAUACCAGACCAUAAAAGGGUAGGUUACUCUCUAUGGAUGGGCCAAGACUGAAGUGUUAGCACCUGUUUCUAAACACAGCCCAUUAAUACUGAGAUCUUGGAAUAACUAUGUGAUCAGCAGAAUGAUGUGGUGCAGCUCUUGAUGGACAUGUACUGCUUUUGAUUGCACAUGAUCGUAUGUUUCCCCUUAACAACAGAAACGUCAUAGAAAAUUAGCAGAAGGGUUCUAACUUAGCAUUUUUUUUGACAUGCUAAUUUUGUACACCUUAUGUUACAGCAUUCAAGCAUCUCACCUGCAGACUUGAGUGGCACUGAAUGAUUUUGCUGAUGGUGUAGUCCCACUUUUAGGUUUACUUACUUAGCCAAUAUCCAGCCUGCAUCUCAUUCACUCCCAGUGACUCAAUAGAAAAUGUUGAGUUGGUAUUCUCCAAGUAUGUUAUGCUAAUGUGCCAUAAUUCUCUAGGAACACUAGACUUGCCAUUGGUAUGAAGUUGAAGAAUAUUCCUGUGUAUUUAAUAGCUGCAUUAAGAGGGAGCAGUUUGCUAAGUGUACUUUUCCCAUAACUAUAUUGAGAGUUGUUGCACUUCCAUACAUGUCUCUGUUAUGCCCCAGUAAAAGGCACAGUUAUUCCUGUAGAGUAAGAGUUGAAAGCCCUAGAUCAGGCACAUUAGGAGCAACUGGGUCUCACAGUCUUGUUUAGUCACAUGUCUUACAGGUCAGAUUUUCUUCUUAUAUCAAAAUUAUUCUGGCACCAUUUAUUUCAAUGAAUUGCCCUCACUUACAUUUUCUUAUAAACUGCAGUGUAGUCCUGCACAUAGUUCUAUAUGCUUGAGAGCCACUGAAUUCAGCUGGAUGUAAGUAUAUGUAACUCUGUGUAUGACUACUCAGAUCAAGGGUGGCUAACUUGUGAUCAAACCUGUGUUGCUGGACUCCCAUCAUCCCUGACAAUUGGCUUUGUUGGCUGAGGCUGAGUUGUAGUCCAAUAACAUCUGGAAGGCUACCAGUUAGACACCACAGGCCUAGAUGAAUAGGUUGACCAAGUAAGGAAAUGCUAAUUAUAAAAUGACUUCAUUAAGUUGCGGUCAUGAAAAUAAACAUGUAUGCUUCAAAAUCAAAUCAUGGAUCAUUUCUUUUUUAAUGUUAAUUGUUGCAAUACCAUGAGAUCAUUGAGUUUGAAUAGAUGUACUUAUUUGUGUGUGUGUUUAUGUAACUCUGUGUGGUGUGUAUUGUUCCUCCUGUAGCUCUUUGGAUUAUUAUACAAAAACCAAAAUAAAAGAGUUAACUAUUUGUGCAGAAUUAUCCGGCAUUGCAUGGGACAGAUCUUCCAGGAAUGAGUACACCAUAUAUGAAAUAUUGUGCCGCUCCUUUUUUCUGUCUUCUUCAGGGGAAAGAAAAUGGCAGUCCAAAGCUACUGUGUGAGGUAUAACUUUGAAUAGUGUUGAGUCUAUAGUAAGUUCACUGUGUAGUUCUGGAGCACUCUCCAAGGUUUGGUUUGAAGUCCACCCCUGAAUAGUUUAUAGUUAAUGCAGAAGAAACUUUUAUUCAUUGAAUUAACAUGAAUUAAUUCUGUAUCAUUAACACCCUGAUCCUAACCACAUUUUGCUGGAAGUAAGUCCCCUCAUAAGACUUACUUUCAAGUUGACAUGUGUCCAAGUUUGCACACUUACUGAGGAGUAAAUCUCAGUGAACUCAAUGGGACUUAUAAACCUACAUGCAUAUGACCAAACUGGAGUUAUUAAUAAUCAAAAGAAUUUUAAAAGAAUUUAAUUUCUAUGGGACAGGAAGAGUUUUGGAAAGAGUCUCCACAAUGUACAUUUGGAAAAACUAUUGUAUGAAGACAUUUUCAUGUCAUUUGAAUGUGUUUCAUUGCGGGAGGUUUCUUUGAAACUGACAGGAAUGGUUUCAUCAGUAUUGAAUGAUGAAUAUUAGCUUACCAUAUGUGUCCUGCAUAGAGAAAAUGUAUUAAGGCAGCAAUUAAUUUGCUUCUCUGUUAUCCAAAACAAGGUCCUAUCCUAUAUUGUUCUUUUAUUGCAUUAGCCUCUAAAACAUAUGGACAAUUAAAGCAUCACUGUAUUUAGCAACUGGGGUGGAAAAUAAAUAACCUUUUAAAACAGACAUUCUAGAAAAUUAGACUGUAGGAAUGAAUUAGCUUAGAAGGAUUACCCUUUUUGCAGUGCGUUCCAUUCAAAUGCAUUUCCUGAGCAGUGAGACCAACUGUGUUCAUUAGAGUUACUCCCUCUAGUAAGUGUGUUUAGGAUUGCAGCCUUUGAAAGUUUUGGAAACUUGAUCCAGAUAUAAAAAGCUGCCUUCUUCUCCACCCCUGAAUGAAAAGACAACUCUUUUCUUUGUGCAGAAUAUAAAGUGUACAUAAAACAUUAUGCUAUGAAUGAUACAUUAUAUAAAAAGUUUAUACGUAAAGAGAUGUUACAUGCAAUGCUAUAUUUGUUUCAUAAAUAAAAAUGUUGAAUCUA
Rhineura floridana is the source of this 3889-nucleotide messenger RNA. Its product is annotated as cyclin-dependent kinase inhibitor 1-like. The record is from RefSeq and is a predicted model, not a curated record. Gene Ontology annotation, biological process: signal transduction by p53 class mediator; regulation of mitotic cell cycle. Gene Ontology annotation, cellular component: nucleus. NCBI's taxonomy places the organism in Eukaryota, Metazoa, Chordata, Lepidosauria, Squamata, Rhineuridae. The transcript has 3 exons. The coding region runs from base 280 to 771 and encodes 163 amino acids. Gene Ontology annotation, molecular function: cyclin-dependent protein serine/threonine kinase inhibitor activity.